Molecule: messenger RNA, 486 nt
Organism: Rotaria sordida
Lineage: Eukaryota; Metazoa; Rotifera; Eurotatoria; Philodinida; Philodinidae
Source: the annotation of a GenBank genome assembly
AUGUUUACUUGUAAGAGAUUACUUUGGGUGAUUAAAGAUAAAGGGGAAUCUUGGACUGAUGAAUAUUUUCGUGAUAUAAUUUUAACUCAAAAUGUAAUGCCUUUUUUAAAUAAUGAAGAAAAUGUUAUUGAUCCUGAUGAAGUUACAUUUGUUCAUGAUAAGGCACCAUGUAUGCGAGCAAAUAAAACUCAAUAUUUUCUUCAAGGCAACAAUGUUAAGUUUUGGGAUAAUGGUAUCUGGCCAGGAAAUUCACCUGAUCUCAAUGUGGCGAAACGUAUUGGAUCAAUAAACAAAGAUGAAGUUGAGAAAAAAAUGUUAUCAGAAACUGGGCAUAAUCGGUAUCUUGAAGACAUACUCAAAAUGCACAUUACAAAUGUUUUGACCCAUAUGGAAACAGAUACAGACUUAUUUGAAACACUUUUACGUUCGUAUCCAUUACGCCUUCGUGUAGUGAAGAAUGCUAACGGUCGUCACACUCAUUAUUGA